Molecule: messenger RNA, 7026 nt
Organism: Xiphophorus couchianus (Monterrey platyfish)
Lineage: Eukaryota; Metazoa; Chordata; Actinopteri; Cyprinodontiformes; Poeciliidae
Gene: adamts6
Product: ADAM metallopeptidase with thrombospondin type 1 motif, 6
Exons: 25
Coding region: 1130-4495 (1121 amino acids)
Biological process (GO): proteolysis; extracellular matrix organization
Cellular component (GO): extracellular matrix
Molecular function (GO): metalloendopeptidase activity
Source: RefSeq, a predicted model, not a curated record
UAGAUGUUCCCCUUAAUAAAUGACAACUUCGUUUCAAAUCCGAAUUGGGUUAUAUUUGACCCGAUAUUAAAAUGUGAAAUAUGUCAACGUACGUUGUUGCCCACAGAGCACCGUGCAGCUGCCCGGAGCCUCUCCGGCUGGGGACGCGAGUCUUCUCUCCGUGAGGGCUUCAAAGAGCUCAAGUGUUAUUUCAGGCCAGCAUUGAUAGACAUGCGCACAGCUGAUGGACGAGAGGCACAUCUGCACUGACGUCACCACCCACCCCCUCUGUGCAAAAAAAAAAAAGAAAGAAAGAAAGCAGGCAGCCAAUUUGAAGCCGUCCUGGACAUACCCGGUCCUCUGCGCAGUGAGGAGAAGCAGCCUCCCAGCCAACUUUUGCUGCUGUUUGAUGCACUAACCCCCCCACCCCCCUCUCUCUCUCUUUUCCUCCUCUAUCCAAACCUUCCAGAGCUUCGCUGAGCCACAAGCAUGAACACAAAGUCCAGAUUAUAAAGGAGAGUAGAUAGACUUUAAAUGGACCCUUCUGCUGCAAGUCCAAUACUCCUCUAAAAAAAAAAAAAAAAGCUGAGUAAGAACUCUUUUUUUUUUUUUGUAGUUUUUGUAGUUUUUAAGGGGGGGGGGGGGAGAGAACUCACUGCAGAUCCAGAAUAGGAUGGCAGAAUUCAAAAAGGAGAUGAGAAGAGCAUAGUGGAGGACGUUUGUGUGCGGAACUUUAAAAAGGAAAAAAAAAAAAAAGAAGAAGAAGGGCUGGAGAAGACUUUUGUGCCGAGCUUCACUUUGCACACUCGGACCGGAGCUGACAAUGAGGAUGGGCAUGGAACGCAGAUGGGUCAGUCAGGAUAGGCGUUCGAGACAGAGCCUCUGAUUUCUCGACUUCCACUCGGCACCGAUGGAGGACAGAGUUUUCCCCCGAGCUGCUGACAUGCAUUCAGAGGCCUGUGAGAUGUGGACUGGCUCGCCUUCGGGGGAAAUCUGAGACCUUGAAUGAGCCGUGGGACACAGGUGGGAGCAUUUCAGUGAAGAAGAGAAACCAUGGAUCUGUUACGGCACGGCGCCAGACUGACUUUGCGCCUCUAACCCGACUGUAGCGCCCUCUAGUCACAUCCCAUGUCACAGCCUUCCCCGAAUUAUGGAAAUUUUGUGGAAGACGCUGACUUGGACACUGAGCCUAGUGGUGAUGGCAGCUUCGGAAUUUCAAAGACUUUCGCACAGCUCUCAAGAGGAGUUCCUGUCUUACCUGCAGCACUACCAGCUGACGGUCCCGGUGCGCGUGGACGAGAACGGGAACUUCCUGAGCUACACCGUGAAGCACCAGCGGCCGGGCCGCUGGAGACGCGCGCUGGCGGACCCCGCCGCCGACCCGCCGGGCUCCCGGAUCUUCUACAGGCUGUCGGCGUACGGGAAGCACUUCCACCUGAACCUGACGCUUAACCCCAACCUGGUGUCGAAGCAUUUCACGGUGGAGUACUGGGGCAAAGAGGGGCCCGAGUGGCGUCACGACGUGCUGGACCACUGCCACUACGUCGGCUCCCUGCGAAGCCAGCACAGCACGACCCGAGUGGCGCUCAGCAACUGCAAGGGCCUGCACGGCGUCAUAACAACAGAGGAAGAACAGUAUUUAAUAGAGCCUUUAAAGAACACGUCCUCCGCCACCUCCAGUGAACGGAACCUGGACGGAGCUCAGCAACAUGUUAUUUAUAAAACGUCUGCCAUCCCCUCGCCGCAAGAGCAAAGCCAGGAGUUCAGCUGUGGCAUUUCAGACCUCACUAAAAGUAACGCACCUUGCCAGUUUAGCACACCCUCCCCUAUCCACCUGUCCCCCGUCCCUCAAAACGCCAGCCAGCAGCCGGCCGGCGCUCAUAGGCGCCGGAGGUCCAUCAGCUCAGAGCGCUUCGUGGAGACGCUCGUGGUCGCCGACAAGAUGAUGGUUGGCUACCACGGACGCAAAGACAUAGAGCACUACAUCCUGUCUGUGAUGAAUAUUGUUGCCAAACUGUACCGUGAUUCCAGCCUGGGAAAUGUUGUGAACAUUAUUGUGACCCGUCUAAUUGUUCUCACGGAGGACCAGCCAAACCUGGAAAUUAAUCAUCAUGCUGACAAGUCUCUGGACAGUUUCUGUAAGUGGCAAAGGUCCAUCCUGUCUCAUCACAGCAGCGGGAACAGCAUUCCUGAGAACGGAAUGGCUCAUCACGACAACGCCGUCCUAAUCACCCGAUAUGACAUCUGCACCUACAAGAACAAACCCUGUGGGACUUUAGGCUUGGCCUCUGUGGCUGGAAUGUGUGAGCCGGAGAGAAGCUGCAGCAUCAAUGAAGACAUCGGCCUUGGCUCGGCUUUCACCAUCGCACACGAGAUAGGCCACAACUUCGGAAUGAACCACGACGGCAUCGGCAACUCCUGCGGCACCAAGGGCCACGAGACGGCCAAGCUGAUGGCGGCUCACAUAACGGCCAACACCAACCCGUUCUCCUGGUCCUCCUGCAGCAAAGACUACAUCACCAGCUUUCUCGACUCAGGUCGGGGAACGUGUCUGGACAACGAGCCUCCAAAACGAGAUUUCCUGUAUCCGACUGUGGCCCCGGGGCAGCUGUACGACGCCGACGAGCAGUGUCGCUUCCAGUACGGAACCUCCUCGCGUCAGUGCAAGUAUGGGGAAGUGUGUAGAGAGCUCUGGUGCCUUAGCAAAAGCAACCGCUGUGUAACUAACAGUAUCCCGGCUGCAGAGGGGACUCUGUGCCAGACUGGCAGCAUUGAGAAAGGGUGGUGUUACCAGGGAGAAUGCGUCGCGUUCGGCUCCCGGCCCGAGAGCGCGGACGGCGGCUGGGGGCCGUGGUCCUUGUGGGGAGAGUGCAGCCGGACCUGCGGAGGCGGCGUUUCUUCCUCCAUGAGGCACUGUGACAGCCCAGCCCCGUCUGGAGGAGGAAAGUACUGUCUUGGAGAGAGAAAACGGUACAGAUCCUGUAACACCGACGCAUGCCCAGCUGGAUCUCAGGAUUUCAGGGAGAAGCAGUGCGCUGAUUUUGAUAACAUGCCUUUCCGUGGGAAGUAUUACAACUGGAAGCCUUACACUGGGGGUGGCGUGAAGCCCUGUGCGCUCAACUGCCUGGCGGAGGGCUAUAACUUCUACACGGAGCGCUCCCCUGCUGUCGUCGACGGCACCCGAUGUCAGGCUGACUCUCUGGACAUCUGCAUCAACGGCGAGUGUAAGCAUGUGGGCUGCGACAACAUCCUGGACUCAGUCGCAAGAGAAGACCGCUGCCGUGUGUGUGGAGGGGACGGCAGCACCUGUGAGGCCACCGAGGGGCUCUUCAACGACUCUCUGCCCAGAGGAGGCUACAUGGAGGUGGUUCAGAUCCCAAAAGGAUCGGUUCACAUCGAGAUCAGAGAAGUCGCCGUGUCAAAGAACUACAUAGCUCUAAAAUCCGAAGAGGACGAUUACUACAUCAACGGAGCUUGGACCAUCGACUGGCCCAGGAAGUUUGACAUUGCCGGGUCGGCCUUCCACUACAGGAGACCCACCGAUGAACCCGAGUCUCUGGAGGCACUGGGACCCACCACCGAAAACCUCUCCGUUAUGGUUCUCCUUCAAGAAGAGAACCUAGGAAUACGCUACAGGUUCAACGUUCCCAUCCAGCGGACAGGAAGCGGUGGCAACGAGGUGGGCUUCUCCUGGCACCACCCGCCCUGGUCCGAGUGCUCGGCUACCUGCGCUGGUGGCUCCCAGAAGCAGGAGGUGGUGUGUAAGAGGCUCGACGACAACUCGGUGGUGCAGAACAGCUACUGUGAGCCAGACAGCAAACCGCCAGAGAACCGGAGAGACUGCAACCCCGAGCCGUGUCCUCCAGAGUGGUUUAUCGGUGACUGGUCAGAGUGUGGACAGACUUGUGAUGGUGGGACUCGGACCAGGACCGUCCUGUGCAUCAGGAAGAUUGGCCCCACUGAGGAGGAGACGCUGGAAGAUACCUUCUGCCUGACUCAUCGACCCAUUGAAAGAGAGUCCUGCAACAACCAGUCAUGCCCGCCGAAGUGGGUAACUCUGGAAUGGUCAGAGUGCACGGCAAAGUGUGGCCCCGGCUUCAAGCACCGCAUCGUCCUGUGCAAGAGCAGCGACCUGACCAAAACCUUCCCGCCCACCACCUGCCCGAGCCACAACAAGCCUCCGGUCCGAAUGCGCUGCAGCUCGGGACGCUGCCCUCCUCCUCGCUGGAUCCCUGGGGAUUGGGGACAGUGUUCAGCUCAGUGCGGCCUGGGUCAGCAGAUGAGGACGGUCACCUGCCUGUCCUACACUGGACAGAUGUCCAAUGAGUGUCCAGAUUCCCUCCGGCCCGCCACCAUGCAGCAGUGUGAGAGCAAGUGCGACGCCAUCCCAAACUCCAACAGCGACGAAUGCAAAGAUGUAAACAAAGUGGCUUACUGCCCGCUGGUGCUGAAGUUCAAGUUUUGCAGCCGAGGGUACUUCAGACAGAUGUGCUGCAAGACCUGCCAGGGGCACUGACCCUGGCGCAAAAGCAACGAGUAGUGAUAAAGAACGACAUGGUUACAAAGGCAAAGAAGAUGGAGGGAUAAAGCACUGAGCAGGAGGAAAAGUGGGAAAAAAAUAGGAGGGUUGAUAAAAGUGCUCAGUUCUCGAGUGUCGGAAGAAGAAGAGACCAGAGCUGCCGCCCGAACGAAAACACGAAAAGGCCUUCCCUGUUUGUCCUGCCCUCCUUCCUGGUGGAAAUCAAACCACUGCUCAGCCCAAAGCGCUGAAAGAAACUCUUCCUUUUUUUCUUUUUUUUUUUCUCGUAUUUUUCGCUUCUGUGAAGUGGAAUUUAGAAGAUCAACUGUUGGAUGAUAUUAUUUUUAUUAUAAUAAUAAUUGAUGAUAUCAUCGUCAGUCUUCCUGCGUGUUUUGUUGUGGUGUAAAUCCGAAGGGCUGGACACAUCGCUCCACACACGACGUACCCGCAAGACGAACACAAGAAAGAGGGGAGCCGCUCCGUUGGAUUCCCGCCUUUGAGAAGGUGCUGGGUUGACGUUUGGCUUUGGUGCACUUUUCCCAUGUAAAUACUCCAAUUUACAGUUCAGACAUAGUCGAGAACCCGUGUGUACUGUAUAUUUAUUGUACAACUCCAAACAGAGCGUCCUCGAAUGUCUCUGUCAAACAGUAGCUUACUGCCAUGGAAGGGAAUGUAAUGUGAUUGAGUUUAUAAUCAAUAACGUUGUGUGCUGGAAUGGAAUUAUACUGUAAUCCAUGUUAGAAUUGUGUAUACUGUACGGAUUUGUGUAUUAUAAAUGAUAUUAAUCUAAACCCAGAAGCUAACACAUGGUUAUAGAAGCAUCCAUUACUUCUGCCCAGACAGGUGCAUCAGCUACACUCAGUAGGGCAGAAUUUCACAUUAACCCCAGAUAGACUGUCUGAAUUUGCCUGGACCGCGUGAAACAUUCCCAACAAGAAAAGAAGCCUUUUCUCAACUGCUAUUCAAUCAGAGCACAGCUCACGAGUGAGGGAUUCAUUUUGAGGAAGCGUUUGAAGCACCUUGUUCAUUUGACUAACGGUAUGGAUGUUAUUGUCUUACGCUGCAAAGAGACUUUGCAUGACUUUGGUUAGCAUGAAUUCAGAAUAGCAGACCCAGAGGCCAAAGCUAACACUCUGUCUGAGAGGGGACUGGAUGUCACAGAACGUCAGGUGAACAUUUAAGCUCUUAAUAAUUUUCCAUUCCAUGGCUAAUUAUUGGGAAGCUAACGAUUAUUUAAGUGGGAAAAUGAAGGAAGAGGUUGCGCGCCACCAAUAAUCUUCCUGCGUGAAACAUGUGAUAAACAUAAAGCGGAGUAAAAAGCAAGAAUGUUCACUGGGUUCCAGUGAACACACCAGUGUUUUUUACUCAAACAUCAUUGUGUCGAUGUUUGAGUAGCUGUUAGGGUACGAGUGGCUGACCCUAACAGGUAGCUGCGUCUGGUAAGAUAUAACAGAACCUAGCUUAAAAAAAUGUUCAACUAUUGCUUUAAGUGGCUCCCUCUUUUCCUUGUCUUUGCCAGAAAGAAAGAAGAAAACAUUUCCAUUUUUUUUCUCAGUUUUUACUGGUGUUUUUUUCUUCUUUUUUUUUUUUUUUUUUUUUAGCUUUUUCCUCCUAGUAGCCUCCAAGACUUGGAGCCUUCCCGGGCUUCUGGUGCUAUCACAGGUGCUUCCAUUCAAACCCUUCCUCCAGUGUGCUUAAAAGUUCAAGUUUGAGCCAAAUAAGACAAGUUGAUACACUUGUUAAUAUCUCUGCUGGUAAAUGCUGGUCGUGUUUGAUUUAUUUUAUUUUUUUUUUCUGUUUUCUUUUGACUUGUUUAUACCUCACACUGGGAACUUUUGCUGUUCAAAAAGGGUAACGCUGUUCGUCCAAUCGACCAAAAUGGACGCUUGCCCGGAUGUAACAGGAUCUUUUCUAUCGAAGUGACAUUUCUGCCACUUUCACACCCUUUUCCCGGGUGGCGGUACUGGGGGACAAAUCUGAGCGCCAACACAGGAAGUGCAUGAAGAUGUCUCUGAGGCUGUUAACUUGCUGCUGCUACUUUUUUUUUAUAUAUAUAUAUUUUUUGGUAGCCACCCUCCAUGUGGCGAUGUCGAACAGUUUUUUAUUAGCCGCAGAAGCCUCAGCGAGGACGCUGAGAAGCAUUUUCUGCACGGACUGACCCAGCUGUGGGGAAAAGCAGCCAUCACAGGCCGAAGAUCUGAACUCAGUCUAGCUGGUACUCAUUGCUGUGAACCUGGAUGUCUGAAUGUCACGUUGCUCGUGUCUGUACCUGAAAUCGCGAGAGAAAUGAUAAGCGUCAUGUGAUUCAUUGCAUUUAUUUUAUAUUCAGUAUUAAUGUUGGUAAACUGUUACUACUUUUUUAUUUUUUUUAUUUUCGGAUGUUAAUAAUGUGCUAAUUUAUUGCUGUGUCUCACAUGUACAUUUAUUUCACUGCAUGCAGACUGAAAUUAAGCAUAGUGAAAAAAGUGCAGUGGUGCAGCUCUUCACCAUUUUGUAAGGGGUAGAAACAAUAAAGAGCUUUUACAGAG